Colletes gigas is the source of this 3156-nucleotide messenger RNA. RefSeq names its product proton channel OtopLc-like. Gene Ontology annotation, biological process: proton transmembrane transport. The record is from RefSeq and is a predicted model, not a curated record. Lineage: Eukaryota; Metazoa; Arthropoda; Insecta; Hymenoptera; Colletidae. Bases 1 to 2988 code for a protein of 995 amino acids. The transcript is spliced from 9 exons. Gene Ontology annotation, molecular function: proton channel activity. Gene Ontology annotation, cellular component: membrane.
AUGGUCGCGGAGCUGACGGGCAUUCCCCUGGGGAACGCAGGACGUAAAACAGCCACGAUCGAUCCCGAGAAGCUCAGGUGCUCGACGAAGCCGAGGAACAGACCCAAAUGGAUCCAAGCCGCGACUCGCGAGCCGAUCUACAGCGUUCUUGACAGCAACGAGACCGCGACGGGUCGUGUGCCGACGGUUGUCAGGAGCAAGGUGGUGGUGAUCAGCGCGGUGAAAAGUGAAAAACCGUGGAGGAACGACGGGGACGUACCACGAGACGUGCAAAGGGAAUUACCUUACGUCUGGCUACCGACCGAGAACAAAACUACGUCGCAGGACUCCGCGGACGAGGAUCCGCUUUACAGCGUGGUGAGGAAACCGAAAAAGGUACAGUUGCCGGAAACGAUCGUACCGGAGAGGAAACUGCAACCGAUCGAGGAGCUGUCGAUCAACGAAGCCAGGCAAAUACAGCCGGAGGUGCGUUCGCGACAGGAGGAACUGAAACGUUGGUUGCAGAUAGCGUCCAAGCAGCUACCGAAACCGCGACGUCUGUUCAAUCUCGGUGAAAUGCAGGCGAGCCACGCGGUAGGGUUCGAUCAGCUGCAAGCUGAUUGGAAGAGGCCCGUCUCGGUGCCGCGAGGAAUCGUUGGUCUGGUAGGACCCUACAGAGUCUAUCAGAAUCCCAACGAAAGACGGGAGUACAUGCUCCAGGAGGAGGAGCUGGUCGAGGAGGUGGUCGAUUCCGUCAGUGAAAUUGCCGAGCUCGAUCAAAACGCCACCGAGCACCAUCAGAGAGCAAAAUGGAGGAUAAGGGAGGAAGACGAGGAGACCCUGGUGCCCGACAUUCGCGAUAUACCCGGCCUCGAGGAUUUCGCGAUGCAGACGGAGAACACCGAGACGACGAUCGAGUACAAUCGGUGCGACGAGGUGUCCAAGACGAUCGUGGACGAGUUCGAGGGAAACAUGAGCGGCGUCGUGUCCGGGAAGGAGGAAAGGGCGGUGGACGUUCCCGAUCAAGUCUCCAACGCGUCCACGUCGUCGCUGAAGGACAAGAAGGCCAGCAAUGAGCAACACGACAAGGACAGCCUGAACGAAACGGGAAGCACAACGGGGGGCACCGUGGAGGGUGCACCUGGAGGUGCCCCUAACAGGGGUGAGAGGAACACGGACACCGAGACUGCACCACCUGACGCGACCAGGUCCGCGGCGCCCACCAAGUCCCUGGUCUCCAAGAUUCUUUCCAGGGCACGCUCUUCGAACGACCUGUUGGAUCACUCGGAACCCUUUUCUCAAUUAUGGGUCGUCCUGUCGAACGUUUACGGCCAGCUGAUCGUGGUGCUGAUGAUCGCUCUGUGCUUGGCCGAAGUCAUGGACACGCCUGUCCCUCUUCUCAGUUUGCAAGGCGUGUUCCUGAUGUAUCUGUACGUGGGAAGCAUAGCUGUGAUCAUCAGUAUUUACAUAUGGGUGUUGGUGGACAGCUGUGGAAGUCUCGGUGCCGGUGCUACCGGCGUUGACGACGCGGAACUCGGUGGCGCGUCUUUAACCAGGUUUGGAUCGUUGAAGCGUGCACACAUCUCGCGAUCCAGGACAGCACCCACAAGUUUCUACAUUCGGGUUGGAGCACUUCUCUUUGGUUUGGCGACCCUGGUUUUCAACGGUCUGGAAAUGGCGAUGCACUCGAUGAUGCAGGGCGCUGAAUGUUUGAGCGACGUCGUCUUUGUGCAUCCAGUUCUCCACGGGCUCUUCACGUUUCUGCAGAUGCACUUUCUCUUCGUCAACUCGCAGGUUCUCGUAGAAAGAUUCGGUUUAGCAGCGAGGUUCGGAUUUAUCCAUCUGGCCGCCACGAACAUCGCAGUUUGGAUUCGAAUGGUAAUCUGGGAUUCCGCCCAGGAAUGGACGUACUUUGUUCACCUGGCUCAACGAGGUCUGCACAAUUCUGCUUCCCCGUUGAACCUUCGUGGAUUCCCAGAGUCUUUGAUAAGGCACUCUAGGGACUUACGAGAUCAUUCCUCGCCAGAUAAAAGCGUCUUUCAACCGUACCAGCCUAUUUCGAACGAACAAAUCUCUCAGGUGAUUGCCCUCCAAGAAUGUCUGAACACGAAUACUCUUGGGCAGCUGUGGACAUCGAGCAUGCCAUUCCUUUACCCGUUUAUCGUGCAAUUCAGUUUGAUAGCUGCUGCAGUGACUUUUGUGAUGGGUCAGAACGUAGGACGCAAUCGAUUGUCGCACAAACAAAAGUUUCACGGUAGCAAGGAUCUGACGAGUCACACCAAGGUUGGUUGCGAUGGUUCCAGCAAGGGUUUGUUCCUGGGUAUACUCUGCAUGGUGGCAGGCAUCGUAGUCAUCCUGAUAUUCCUGGUCGUGAGAGAGGACGAGCACUUUCCGUCGACCACGUUGUCCUGGUUGACGUGCGGCACUCUGAUCAGUAUUCUGACGCUGAGCAGUUUGAUGACGGCCAGCGGGCUCAUGCAAGUCCGGCAAAUGUCCGUGGUGACGAGAGCACCUGCAGCGUUGGACAGUUUAUUGUCGAACGUGGCCCUUUUUGGCGUCCAACUCUACUCCGUGUUCACGGUGGUGGUUUCCGCCUGUUCGUUGGCCAUACUGGAGGAUGAACCCGACGAGACCCGCGCGAGACACAUCAUGUUGCUCACAGCGUCCAUAUUGCAGCUGAUCCAGUGUUUCGCGCAAAGCACGUUGAUAGCAGAGGCGUCGAAACGAUCCUGCAUAACUCGUUUCCAAAUAAUAGCGAAACCCGCCAGGCAGGUGAUCACUUUCCUGUUGUUCAGUAAUUCUGUCUUGUGGGCCUUCGACACGGUGAUCACGCAGAACUGGAUCUCGCAAGAGCUGCAGCUGAGAUUCUUCGGGGUGCUCGCGUGGGGCGUCAUAUCCAGGAUCGGUCUUCCUCUGUUGAUCUUCUACCGGUUUCACAGUUGCGUGUUGCUCCUGGAAGCGUGGAACAAGUGCUAUAGAAUGCCAAGGGGAGAGCAUCCGCUCAACUGACGACACAGAACGUCGUACCCAUGUUUCUCUAGACAGCAGCCGACGUCGUACCGCUCGUAUCGCGGCAGAAAGGUGACGAUCAACCUGCGGCAGGACGAACGGUCCUCCACGAUCCAGGGAACCCCAAAGAGACUGUUCUGUCAGAGUUCGUUGAUAAUGGAUACAGUG